Molecule: messenger RNA, 1646 nt
Organism: Elaeis guineensis (African oil palm)
Lineage: Eukaryota; Viridiplantae; Streptophyta; Magnoliopsida; Arecales; Arecaceae
Biological process (GO): response to abscisic acid
Source: RefSeq, a predicted model, not a curated record
GUUCCCUUCUUUUAGACGAGAAGCUCGUUGGGUGGCGCGGAAGCGUCGUUUUCCCCUGGCCAUCAACGCUGCUAAAAAGUAGGUGGCUGUUCCUAACUGCCCACACGUUAUAAUCCAAACAUGAUCAGUUUUGGGUCCCUCCUUUGUUUGGAAUCAAUCUCAGAUGAAUUGAGGGUGGGAAACAAUGUCUGAAUCCGAAGGGAGGAGACAUGUGGAGAGCAUUUCUGCUCUUAAUCACGGUGGCUUCGACUUUGAAGAUGAUCACGAUCACCACCAUGUGAAGAAGUCGGUUCUGUCGAAGGUGAAGGAGAAGGCUAGGAAGUGGAGGAACCUGCUUGCCAAGAAGAAACAUGGACACGACGAUGACAAUCCCACCCCUCCAUGGGGAGUUACCUUGGAUGAAGAGGAUGAUGAACAAGAUCCUGAAUACCACGGCGCUCCAAUGUAUGAAUCGGAGACGGCUCCUGACACCUACAAGGAUGGAACUUCCCAACAUCCGUCGGCAGUACUACAAAGUCCCAUUGCACUCGAGAAAUCAGUAGUUUUCCAGCGCGACAACGCUGACAAGGAACCAGAAAUGAAGCAAGGUAACGAUAUGCUCGAACCACCGGUUUUGCACCACCUUGACGCGAUCAAGGAGACAUCAUCUCCCCAUGCUACAUCUUUGUCGCACAGCAUGCCGGCACACCAAGAUCCUGUCGGAGAGAGCGGUACCGAUAAGACGCUGCCCGAGACCGUAACAGAGAUGCUUGCACCGGCGUACAACAUGGUCUCGGAGGCGACACAGAUGAUAGCUUCAAAGAUCCAGAGCCCAGGAACCGGACAAGAACUAGGAGCAAAGCAGAUGUGGGAUAAGGGGAUUUCGGUGAAGGAGUAUCUUAUGCACAAGCUGGAGCCUGGAGAAGAAGAUAGAGCACUCUGUCAGGUGAUCACCGAGGCUGUAAGCCCGAGGAAUACUGGUGAAGCCCAGGGUGAAGCGGGCAUAGUGGAGAAGGUGAAGGAAGCGGUCUCUUCUUUGCUGGGAAGGGAAGAGCUACGUGAGACACCAAUCCCAGUUUGUACAAAUCCUCCUGCGGAUCAGCGGCCGAUCCAAGUUUCUACCAAUCCUCCUCGCGCGCGGGAGGCACCGACCCCACUUUCUACGUAUCUUGAUGCGCAUGGGUCACCCAUCCCGGGCUCUACAAAACUUAAUAAUGCGCAGAAGUCACCCAUCCUAGAUUCUAGAAAUCUUGAGGAGCAUGGAUCACCCAUCCCAGUCUCUACAAAUCCUUUUGCAGAAGAAGUUGAAAUUGACGGAAGGAGACUUCAAGCAUACACCAAUUAAGGAGCCCUGACAUGCACAUAUCAUACUUCAUCUAAAGAACUAACUGGAGGAAAUCGUGGCCUAGGUGAUCGAUGAGUGUAUGUUAGGUAGCAGUGAUUUCCUGCGUCUGAAGAUUUUGUAGGCGUUCCAUCCAAAAAGAAGAAGGAGAAGGAGAAGGAGAAGAAGAUUUUGCAGUCGAUUUUUCACAUCCUUGAAAUGAUGUCCUCCAAAUAAUGAGAUUCAUUAAAUUUUGAAUUCAAGAGAACGUGGUUAAGAGCAUUGCUUCCAAUGUUCCGACUUCUGUAUAUUAACCAUCUCUAGUAACAACUUCCUUUUUUUUUUU